ACGGACUGGAAUUUCCCAGCGGUUGCUACGCAGGGCAGCAGUUCAUUACAUUGAAUGUGUUGAUCGGGUGGUGUUGUCAUUUUUCCUUGGAGUUGUGGGAAGUUGGACUUUGUGAGAGAAAGGAAGUAAACACACCGUUACCUAUAGGUGUACCUCCGCUGGGUGUUCUUUCAAGUGCAUCAGCAUGUUUAUGGCUAUAAAGGUAUAUUCAGGUGACUAGAACUGGGGAUUGUCAGCAUCCUGGUGACUGGAAGAAGGGAUUGUCCUUGACAGCAGAACAGAAGGAUUGCCUCUGGAUGUGGAAAGUUUCUGAGCAAGAGCAGUUCAUGUUCCUCCGGUGUACAAGUCAUGGUGUGACAUGUUUUUUAAAAGUGAUGCGAAAACCUCGUGUUGCUUAGCAUCUUCUUGAGGAGAACUGAGGUAGCUGUGGAUCCGAAAGGUGUACUGGACGAUGGAGGACGGGGCUACUUUAGGUGUCCUGAUCAAAGGAAGCAUCCAGGUGCUGCCACUAAGGAGGAAGAAGACGGGGGAUACUAAUUCUCUGACAGUUGUUGAGUUUGCAGUGCCACAAGAAAAUGAGAAGGCUUUGUGGGAAAUGAGGCCCCAAAUCCAGAACCUCUUUGGAGUUAAGCUGGAAGUGCACGGCGUCCUGUCCGGACCCAAUAAGUCACCUAAAAUUAAGGAUCAGCAACAGACUUGGCUGCAGCUAGAGGGUCCUGUGGAGGACUUGAAGAAAGCUAAGGAAUACAUCAUAGGGCUCUGCACUCCGGAGCUGGAACAAGUGGUCACUUACCCAAAAGAUCUCCACUGUAUCUUCACUAGAGCCAAGGGCCUCUUCCUCAGCUGCUUAAUUCUGGGAACAUCAGCAGGCAUCAUAGUUCAGGGUAAUGGUGUACUACGGAUUUUGGGGAAGACUGAGUCUGUGGUCAUGGCUCAUAGCCAGAUCCUGGAGCUUGUCACUAAGUACGAGAAGAACAUUCGAGUAUCCGAGGAGCAUGAGCUAGAAAUAAAGCGCAGAUUCAAGAUCCUGGUGGAGACAUUUGAGGAUAAGCACUUUGCUGACCUGUUGAUACUACCAAGCAGUGUUAAAAAUGACUUACUAACCCUUGUGCAGGAAUUCUAUGUUAUCCCUCUUACUGACAUAGGUGUAUCAGAGGUCUUGAAGCAGAAUGGUGAACCACUUCUAGUUCAAAAUCGAAAUCAGGCAUGUUUGCCCAGUGUUCCUAUGCCUUAUAAUAUUAGUACGUCACCCCAAAGGGUUCCUGGUGGUCAAAUCCUUCAUACAAGGGAUUCAAAGCCCAGGCCAGCAUCUCCACUCAUCCAGAAAAAUUUCAGGGAGCCAAGUCAGAAUGCAGAGGAUGAAGACUCGUGGUCUUGUGCAGCCAGCAAGGACCUCUCACAUCUCGGAGAUGUGGCUGUGGCGAAUUGGCUGGCUAAGGGAACAAACAUUAGGACAGUGCCAGAACCGUGCUCCGAGCUAACAAAACAUGGUGCAGCAGGAUCCCUUUGUGGUCUGGAGAGCAAGGAAUCAGGCCAUGAAUGCAGUGCUAUGUCCUCCUAUACAGAGAAGGAAUACCGUAUGCUGUUGAACUUUUUUAAAACUAUGGGUUACAAAGAGGACAUUAUUAAGAAGGUUUUGGCAGAGAGUGGCUUGCAGGAACCUUCAGCGAUUCUGGACAGGGUCCAGAUGGAGCAGCAGACCUUAAACUUAGAGGAGUCACCAAAGACUAGGGGAAAUGAGGAGAGCAAUUUCAACAUGGCAGCCACAGUGGACACUGAUGAAGACUUUAUGCUAGCAAUUUUAAAGGUAGCUGGUGAGAAAUGUGGCUACACAGCCAUUGAGAUCAGUGAAACAUGCAAAGGCUUGUUGGCUCACCCUCAUGAGAUGCUAAAGCAGCUGAAUGAGAGAAGGAAGAGAAGUGAGAAAGCUGCUGAAGUAUCGGACAUUUCUCAGGCUGAACAGCUCCAGAUGGAAAGGCUACAUUUUAGACCUUCCCAGCCAGGCACAUUUAAUGAACUGCACAAGCAAGAGAGAGAGUCCUCACCAUACUGCCACAAUCACAGGAGCAGCAGUCCCUCUAAAGUGAACCUCAGAGGACCACCACAGCAAAACUAUGCACACACUGCAGAUAGACUUUUUUCUGAAAUGGAACCAGCGGUAGAGCAGCCAGAGUGCCAGAAACCUCUGGCACUUUCGGACACUUACAGAGACAGUGUUUCUGCCGCUAAUACUUCUAAUUCACUACCAAAAGAGCACUCCCAUCUAGGAGGGCAGGAUAAGGUUCAGAACCAAAACACCAUGGUGACAGUGACUGGCGCACAGCGGUUUCUUGAUGCAAUGCAAACUCCAUACAGUCUGACGCUGGCGAAUGAGGGGGGCAAGGAUAACUUGAGGCAUGUCAUCAUUGACGGCAGCAAUGUUGCCAUGACACAUGGUCUGUCCAAAUUUUUCUCUUGUCGAGGAAUUGCAUUAGCAGUGGAGUACUUUUGGAAUCGAGGUCACCGCAAUGUCACGGUUUUUGUUCCCAGCUAUCGGAAGAAGAAAGAUGAUAAAAUUAAGGAACAAGAACUACUACAGCAGCUGACAGAGCUUGGUCUGCUAUCCUUCACACCAUCAAGGACUGUUCAAGGGAAGACCAUCGCCUCAUAUGAUGACAGGUUUCUUCUGCAACUUGCAGAGCAGACAGAUGGUGUCAUAGUGACCAAUGACAAUUUGAAAGACCUGGUUGACGAGUCUCCGAAGUGGAAAAAUAUCAUCAAAGAAAGAAUUCUACAGUACACAUUUGUUGGCGAUAUAUUUAUGGUACCAGAUGAUCCUUUGGGUAGAAAUGGACCUUUUCUGGAUGAAUUUCUUUCACAAACUAAAAGGGCUCUACCUGCUGCCUGCCAUUCAUUUGCUGGCCGAGGGACACCAAUUCAGCCAUCGCAUCCAAAUUCACAGACAGAAGUCUUGAAUUAUCGAGACAGGAGGCCUGGUAGACGUUCUGUCAAUGAGACAGAAAGGCUCCGUGGAGAGCUGUUGAACAUUUUCACAGACCAAGACAUUAAGGUUGACUUUGUUCUGCAGAAGUACCCAACACUGACAGAUCUAUGCAUGCUAUCAGACUUAAUUCUGGGCCUCCAGUUCUAAGCUUACUUUGUGAUUUGUUCUGAACUCCAAUGACUUGAAGGCGUACCUUCCAAGGCAGUUACCACCCACUUUGUCAGUAUCUGUGCAUCAUGAAUUCUUUCCAUAUGUCCAUAACGUUUGAAUGGUGGGCUUUAAUUGUCUAUUUGUUACAAGUGACAGACAUUCUCUCCUUUAAUGCGUCCUCUUUAGUACCUUGAAAAUGAGUUAUAUUUAAAGGGGAAAGGUUAACACUAAGGACCUGAAGUUCAGGGCAGUGGCUUGUCCUGAUAUGCAGUCUGUGAUUGAUAAAGAGAUUUUUAGCUUAUUUACUUGAAAUAUAUUGGUUUCAUCAGGUUGAGUCCAUUGCAUUUAGAUCUGACAUUUUGCUGAAACCAGAUAUUCCAAUACUCUCUGCAGUUCAUGUCAAAACUGGUCUGCAGUAUUAGUGUACUUAGUAGUUUAAAAGGUGUAUUGCUGCUGUUAUAACCUUCUGAUAGAUGUGCACAGGCGCUGCGAACCAUGCAGAUUAACAGAAGAGCUUAACUUAAGUAAAGUCAAACAUUCCCAGCAGGCAUGUCACUAGCGUCACCACAGUUGUAAUUCAGCUGUGCAACUACUGCUCAGAAUUCUGGGAUGUUGGUCACGUUCAGAGACCAUAAAUUCAUCCCAAUAUUGUUUGUUUAAUAAAAUGGGUAUACAUUAACAGUGCAGAUUUAUUUAUUUAUUUAUUUAUUUAAAUAAAUAAAUAAAUCCAUCCCGAUAUUGUUUAAUAAAAUGGUUAUACAUUAACAGUGCAGAUUUAUUUAUUUAUUUAAAUAAAUAAAUAAAUCCAUCCUGAUAUUGUUUGUUUAAUAAAAUGGUUAUACAUUAACAGUG
Protopterus annectens (West African lungfish) is the source of this 3985-nucleotide messenger RNA. Its product is annotated as protein KHNYN-like. NCBI's taxonomy places the organism in Eukaryota, Metazoa, Chordata, Ceratodontiformes, Protopteridae. The coding region runs from base 452 to 3130 and encodes 892 amino acids. The transcript is spliced from 7 exons. Gene Ontology annotation, cellular component: nucleus; PML body. Gene Ontology annotation, biological process: negative regulation of proteasomal ubiquitin-dependent protein catabolic process; negative regulation of protein ubiquitination. Gene Ontology annotation, molecular function: RNA binding. The record is from RefSeq and is a predicted model, not a curated record.